AUGGUUGGACAAGCACGGUGUUCCGAUCCCUCAACGGUCGUGGAUAGAGUGUUUCCGUGGUACGACUACAGAACGACGGAUUUUGACAGGAUCUGGCUACUUACCGCUACACCACUGCUCUUCUCCACAGUACUAACUCUCACGGGCAUUUUCUACUACGUCUACUUGGGGACUCUAGCUCGUAAGGUCGAAGACAUUGUACUCUACACGAAUUAUGCCUUCAAUGUAUCGAAUAUGACAUAUUUGAUGUGUUUUAUACUCACUACAUUAUCUGGAAAGUGGCAAUUUUUGCUUUUAGCAAUUACAGCUCAGUUAUUUUCUACCUAUUCCCAGAUACUACUAGCAUACCUUAUAUACUUGUCGAUGUUGCCAUUGAACAAUGAAUUUAACACUGCAAGGGUUCUAUUUACAUGUUGGAUAACAUUCAUAACCAUUGCCUCUGGAAGAGUUCUUGUAAUUCUGAUAGCCCAUUUGGUAGCAAUGAGCGAGGGAGGUGGCGAGUGGGACCUGAAAGAACCAAAGAGUGAAAGGGUGUUAAGGCAUGAAAAAUUAGCCCAGGAGGCGCUAAGGGAUAGGGUAGGAAAUUUUGGCUGUACCUUGACAGGAAAUUGUUGUUAUAGCGGAAGUGGGAGCAUGGGAAAUGAGUGCCUGCCUGAUCGUGGAGAUUGUUGCAAGGACUCAAGUGGAUCAAUUGCAAAUAGCCUAUCUGAAUUGGUAUAA
Molecule: messenger RNA, 720 nt
Organism: Babesia microti strain RI
Lineage: Eukaryota; Apicomplexa; Aconoidasida; Piroplasmida; Babesiidae
Exons: 1
Coding region: 1-720 (239 amino acids)
Source: RefSeq, a predicted model, not a curated record